AAGUCGGCGCGCCAAAAGCCCGCUGCAUCUGCUACUAAGCGCCCACUGUCCGAUUUUAAUUUUUUUUGCCGCGACGCACGCAAACUUGUUGUUGAGGCACAUCCAGAGUACACAAAGGAGCAAGUCAACAAGGAGCUUGGCAGAAUAUGGUCGAUUUUGGACCACAGCUCACGACAAUAUUACCGCGAGAUGUACGCUCAAGACAAGCAGCGCUAUUCGCAAGACAUUGCG
Molecule: messenger RNA, 231 nt
Organism: Kickxella alabastrina
Lineage: Eukaryota; Fungi; Kickxellomycota; Kickxellomycetes; Kickxellales; Kickxellaceae
Product: high mobility group box domain-containing protein
Exons: 1
Source: RefSeq, a predicted model, not a curated record